GUCAGAAGAGAAACUUAAGACAAGUCUUUUAGAUUCUGUCCAAGGUUACGAUAUCCUGUUUAGCCGUGCUUGUCUUAUUAUGGUGUUGAUGCCGUGUCUAUAAUUGCACUAAUUCUAAGCUUAUCGAUUGGACUGAUACUGGGUGCUUUUAAAAGGCUGGUGAAUUGGCUUAUAUUCUACAUCGCUGAAACAGAGUGAGAGAGAGGCGGAGACAGAAGGCUGCGGUUGGUUUAUCUCUACUAAGAGCGCGUUGGAUUUGGUUUGGCCUGUCUUCAUCUUGCUUGACAAGGAGUCUUUAAAACAAAAAUGUUACCCGGACUUUGUAUCGUCUUUAUUAUCGAUACGUUUCUGUUUGUUCUGGUGGGACACUGCCUUCCUGUGCCCGACUCUGGGCCACACAUUAUCAAUGGAUGGGGAAAGCCAGUGAGACUCAGACAUCUGUACACAACAAACAGUCGGGGGCUAGUCAGUUACUAUUUGCAGAUAAAUGAAGAUGGUAGAGUGGAUGGAACCACUUUUCAGAGUUCUUACAGUUUGUUGGAAAUCCGACCCGUCUCUUCUGGAUCUGUAGCAAUCAAAGGAGUUAAAAGUUACAGAUAUCUCUGUAUGGACAAGCAUGGGAAAUUACACGGCUCGCACACAUACACAAAAGAAGAUUGCUCCUUCAUUGAGCGGAUUCUGCCAGGCGGAUACAACGUGUACACGUCUGAGCAGCACAAGGAUCCUGUGAGUUUGAGCAGCACCAAACAAAGACUGCAAUCCAAAUGGAAAGGAUUGCCUCCCUUGUCUCAGUUCCUGCCUAUGGUCAGCACCAUUUCUGAGGAGCCGGUAGACUUUGGUUUUGAAGAUCUGGACCAGCCCUCUGAUUGGAGGUUUGGACUUUCAUCUCCCCCAGAGACUGACAGUAUGGAUCCCUUUGGAAUGAUAUCCAGCAUCUAUAUGCAGAGCCCCAGUUUCCACAAGAAGUAAACAAAGCAAUCCUUUUUUUAAAAGGCUCAUUGUCUAGCUUUUGAUUAAAUAAACCGUGCUUGGCUACCCAUGGAACCAGGGCACUAAACAGGGCACAGUGGAACCUGCUUUCUAAUUGAAACCGAGUGGAAACAGAAGGUUUUAUAUAAGCACCUAUACUGUACUAUACUGUGUAUGGCUUACCAAGUGCCUCAUGGCUUUCUGAAAACCGUUCUGGAAAAUGAUUUAUGAGAUGCUGCGUGUGUCUGUGACAUAAUCAUAUACCACUCCCCUUCAUGUAUGUAUCGAACAGGAAAACGUAUUGUGGAGGAAGCUUUUUGUUCUUCAGAAAACUGAAGGAACCUGUCUUUGUUUACCCUCGUUCAAGCACUUGCUUAUCAAAGCAAUAUUUAUAAUUCAUUAAUUUAAU
This is a messenger RNA of Polyodon spathula (Mississippi paddlefish), 1378 nucleotides long. RefSeq names its product fibroblast growth factor 19 (gene fgf19). The coding region runs from base 307 to 969 and encodes 220 amino acids. The transcript has 3 exons. Gene Ontology annotation, molecular function: fibroblast growth factor receptor binding; growth factor activity. Lineage: Eukaryota; Metazoa; Chordata; Actinopteri; Acipenseriformes; Polyodontidae. Gene Ontology annotation, biological process: regulation of cell migration; fibroblast growth factor receptor signaling pathway; positive regulation of cell population proliferation. Gene Ontology annotation, cellular component: extracellular region; cytoplasm. The record is from RefSeq and is a predicted model, not a curated record.